Messenger RNA from Drosophila innubila, 537 nucleotides. RefSeq lists its product as uncharacterized. The transcript is spliced from 5 exons. Lineage: Eukaryota; Metazoa; Arthropoda; Insecta; Diptera; Drosophilidae. The record is from RefSeq and is a predicted model, not a curated record. The coding region runs from base 1 to 537 and encodes 178 amino acids.
AUGGUCCUCAUGAAGUCAUAUUUCUUCUGCGCAUCAGUUCGUCUGGGUGUUAUCAUUAUCAAUCCUCAGGCAGUUUCUGUAUUGCUUCAGUUAUACAGUAUUUUCCAUGUUAUGUCAUGUGCUGUCGCCGCUUACGGUGCCUUUAAGCUCAAAAAGUGCUUUGUCAUACCUCUCGCUAUCUUUGAGUUUAUUUAUAUUGUGGAAAUUGUUACGAUCUUCACACUGUUCCUGCGAAUCCUUCGACAUUUUUUAAGCCUAACCCAAUUGACGUUACUGACGAUUGCGGCUACUUUUUAUGCCAUAUUGGUGGCCUAUGACUUUUUAGCGUUGGUGGCCUUUGAACAGAUUGUGAGAUUAGUGAAGAGCGAACGAUAUCAACAAUUUUAUGGCUUGGAUCCAUUUAAUCCCAAAACACCGCAUCAUAUUAGAUUUACUUACACUAAGAAACGAAAUAUAGAUCAUCCUCUAAUUUUCUAUGUUAUGCCAAAGACGCCAGCCAAAUGGUGGGAUAAAUCGGCUGUGAUACUGUUGUGCUAG